Cimex lectularius (bed bug) is the source of this 1966-nucleotide messenger RNA. RefSeq names its product ero1-like protein (gene Ero1L). The record is from RefSeq and is a predicted model, not a curated record. Gene Ontology annotation, molecular function: thiol oxidase activity; FAD binding; protein-disulfide reductase activity. The transcript is spliced from 11 exons. Gene Ontology annotation, biological process: protein folding in endoplasmic reticulum. NCBI's taxonomy places the organism in Eukaryota, Metazoa, Arthropoda, Insecta, Hemiptera, Cimicidae. The coding region runs from base 373 to 1899 and encodes 508 amino acids. Gene Ontology annotation, cellular component: endoplasmic reticulum membrane; endoplasmic reticulum.
UAUUAUUCACCAACUUUAGUAAAUUUAUAGUAAAAAUUAUGAAGCUAAAACUCUUUCUAACACUGUGUAUCGAAUUGUAAAGAUAAUUGUGUCAUACUUAAUGGAUUAAGGCGAGAAAUCUAAAAAGAAAAUAUUCGUUUUUAAUAGUUUAUUAAUCUUUUCACCAAAAUCUGUCUUAAUCCAGAGUAUUCAGUUUUUAAACUCUUUUCCCCCUUUUUAUCUCAGAACGCCCUAUUCAGAUAAAAAAUAAUUAGCUGACACAAAACAACUGACAGCUUCACAUGCCCAGAAGCCAAAAUCACUACAGCAAACAUAAGACGAGGAUCAUCAACGGCGUGAUAGCUCAGAGGUCAUCACGACUCCGUGGGCUAGAUGGUCAUCAGGAGGCUUCUGGAACGUUCGCCUUCGGAGGCCGCGCUCUUCAAGAUGACAGCCAUACGAAAACGGGUCAUUUUGGUAUUCUUCUGCCUAUUUAUCCUCCUCUGCAAGAAGUUCUACCUUGACGAAAAGUACAGGCCCGAGACGGGACGCGUUCCCGAUGAAGUUGAAGGCAUUUGUGAAAACCCACUCGAAGCCGGUGACCACUGUUUCUGCAAGCUGAAAGGGCAAAUCGAUGACUGCAGCUGCAAAGUGGACACCGUAGACUACUUCAACAAUGUGAAGAUAUUCCCAAGGCUCCUGAGCCUCCUGCGUAGGGACUAUUUUCGUUUUUACAAGGUCAAUCUUAAUAAGGCCUGCCCUUUCUGGUCGGACGACAGCAUGUGUGCUUUGAAGUUCUGCAAUGUCAAGCCGUGCAAAGAGGAAGAGAUACCGCCUGGAUUGAAAGGUGUUGAUAAUCAUUAUAAUGAAGAUAUGCACGUCAAGUAUCUCGAAUCGUCGCAAAAUCCCCAAGAGUCCGAAUGUAAUUCGGACUCGGUCGACGAACUCGGCUACUUGAACAUGACGAUAAGCGCAUCGGCUGCGAAGGAUUUUGAACUUUGGAACGCUCACGAUACGGCGCAAGACAACUUCUGUACAAUGCCGGACGAUGGGAGCGACGCCCAGUACGUCGACCUUAUGCUGAACCCAGAGCGGUACACCGGUUACAAAGGCGACUCGGCGCAUCGCAUCUGGCGUAGCAUCUACAUGGAAAACUGUUUCCGGCCUAAGAACAGUUACGCCGAGUACAUACCAUCUUCCAAGUUAAACGGUCUCUGCUUGGAAAAACGAGCUUUUUAUAGGGUCAUCUCUGGUUUGCAUGCUAGCAUAAACAUUCAUUUAAGUGCAAACUAUUUAUUCACAGACAAAUUGGCUUUCAGUCUGACAAAAAGCAGCGAAGGCGAUCACUGGGGCCAUAACUUGGAAGAGUUCAAGCGACGGUUCAGUCCUGAACAGACAUCCCUCGAGGGUCCUCAGUGGCUCAAGAACCUGUACUUCUUAUACCUGCUUGAACUGAGGGCUGUAGCCAAGGCGGCACCGUAUUUGUCAAACGACCUUUACUAUACGGGCAAUAGCAUGGAGGACGCAGACACUCGUACUGCCAUUAAGGAUUUCCUCCAAGUUGUCAGUUCUUUUCCAGACCAUUUUAACGAACGCAGCAUGUUUUCUGGUGGUCAGCAAGCGGCCAAGCUGAAAGAAGAGUUCCGCCUUCAUUUUCACAACAUUUCCAGAAUAAUGGACUGCGUGGGCUGUGAAAAGUGCAAACUAUGGGGGAAAUUACAGGUUCAAGGCUUGGGGACGGCCCUAAAGAUACUCUUUUCGAAAAAGUUCGACAGCAUCAAUCCUCUCAAUGUCGAGAAGUAUAGAAACAACAAAACUUUCCAUCUCGAAAGAAGCGAAAUUGUUUCCCUGUUUAAUGCACUCGGAAGGUUAUCGACGAGCAUACACGAGAUUGAAAAUUUUCGGAGAAUGAUGAGAUAACAGAAAUAAUGAUUGAACGUCCGUGUUGGAGAAAAAGAAAAAAAAAAAACCCCAGACAUCACUAAAA